This is a messenger RNA of Scylla paramamosain (green mud crab), 3236 nucleotides long. RefSeq names its product regulator of G-protein signaling 10-like. The record is from RefSeq and is a predicted model, not a curated record. The coding region runs from base 146 to 697 and encodes 183 amino acids. The transcript has 4 exons. Lineage: Eukaryota; Metazoa; Arthropoda; Malacostraca; Decapoda; Portunidae.
AUUAACACACAUCCGAGUCACAGCUCCGUACGCUUCACUACGUCUACCAAGCUCUGGUGAAUGUUAUAACACGACCGGCAGGUGAUCAACGAGGCACCGGAUCUUCAAAACGCCUCUGACGGUCCGUUGAGGUGCAGUGGCAACUAUGAGUUCCCCAACCAAGGAUGCUGCCCAGCCUGCACCUCAGGCCACUACCACCCCUGCCACCAAGACAGAGAAAGAGAAAGAGAAAGCAAAGCAGGAGAAGAAGAAAGUGCUGACCAAACCCCAAGGAGAGAAGUGGUCAUCCUCAAUCAAUGCUUUGCUGGCGGACCCCGAGGGAGUGGAGGCCUUCAGGGAUUUCCUGGUGGAACUGGAGAAUGAAAGUGGUGAGGCAGGUGAAUAUACCAGGUAUAUAGAUUUCUACCUGGAGUGUGAAGAGUACAAGGCCAGAUUUAAGAAGCUGGAGGAUAAAGCCAAAGAAAUUUUUGAGGAUUACUUAGCGGAAGCUGCUCACCAGUCAGUUUUAUUGCAGGUUGGAGCAGACAAGGAAGUCGGAACAGGAGGAAAAAGUGUCGAAAUUGGUGACAAAUUGGAAGAUGAGGGUCUGGAGGGGGUGAACCUUUUUGAUGAACCACAGAAAAAGGUGAAAAAAAAGUUGGCAGAUGGAGUGUACAUAAACUUCUGCUUGGAUAUCAAAAAGAAGCUGAAAUUGUAGCAUGAGCAGAACCACUCCCAUCAACAGAUGUAACAAGCAGUAACUUCUACAUCUGUGCAUCACCAUUGUGACGCUAACUAAUUAUUUGAGUCGCUGUAAAGCCAUGCCACCAAAUUAAUUGAUUAUGUACUUUCUCAGUAGAAAAAUUGUUAUCUUUGAAAUUUAAAGAGUAUAGCUGAAAAGUUAUUCAAUAUUAAUUUGUAUAGAUUUUUAAAGUUUGCUAUAAUGAGAAACAGUGUGGACUGGUUCUUCCUGACCACUUGAUCAGAAAUAGCAUUAUGAUAUCAGGUAUCAAGUGUGACAGUCCUUGGCUUGCAGUAAUAAUGAAUGUGCUUCACUUCAUGACAGUCUACUCGUCUGCACUUAAUAUCAGACCUGAUGGCUAAAUAGUGGGAAAAAUGUGAUGUGUGCCUUUUUGUCUUACGACAGAUUUUUGUAUGAAUUAAAUUUUAUUAUGAUUUUUUAUUAUUUCAGUGCUUCAUCAUUUUAUAAUAUACGCAUUUAAAUAGGUACCUGUUUUCCAGAUAGGGUGUUGCCAUACAUUAGAAUAAAGCUUGAUGAAAUGAGAUUCUCUGCUGUUUGGUAGUUGUUAGUUCUUUAACUAUUUUAUUCAUUAAUGGCAAAGGUAAUGAUUUUGAAUUAUAUAAUUCUUAUGAAAUACUCCUUGUGAUUCCAUAUGAUUGAUAUAUUCAGCAGCACAAAAAUUUUAGUUUGUGCAAGGAUCAAGUUUAGUUUGCUUCUGUGUUGCACCCCAUAGUGGCAGUACUUGGUUGCUGAGCAACAGGAGCUGAACACAAAGGUUCACAUUCACCUUCACUGGAUGUUAGGUUUUUAAUGAAAGCUCACCAAUACACUUGUCAGGUAUAAAAUUAACUCAUGAAGUGAAUCUGUAGUGUGUGCAAUAGUACUCAAUGAAUUGAAGACAAAGACAAUAGAUAUUAAGAACACUGACUUUUCUGCAGAUGUGAAGUCAAGAGAUGCAUGUCUUGCCUUAUUUUUUGACAAGUGCAAACAUCUUCCCACCACAUUUCUGAUAAUCCAUGCAUUCUGAUUAUCAUUAAUUAAAAUACACUCUUUCAGUCAUUGGCAUAUACUUGCUGCAUACAGAACUUUUUUUUAAAUCAGUUUAUGUACAAUAUGUGGUAAUUUCACUUAAGAAAAGUCAUCCAGAAGUCCAAAAAUGCUUGUCAUUAGGAAAAUUUGUAGUGUGCACUUGUUCCUAUCUUUGUGAUUUGGGAAGGUGUCUGUCCAUACUGAAAUGAUAUAUUGCUAUCAUCACUGUGAUACACUUUUUUUACGUACUUAAGUAUAUCUGUACUUAGGAACAGUUCAUGACCAUGUAGCUUUCUGACCAAUAAUGCUGCAUUUUGUUUAAACAAAAUUUCAUUAUGAGUUAAACAAAUUCAGUAAUAAAAAUGCAAAUAUUAGUUCCUAAUACAUGAGUGCAUAACCCCAGAGCCUGAAAAGUAUCUUCAUGGUAUGAACCAAACACAAACAACUGCAAGUUACAUGAAAGGUGUAACAGAAGAACACUCAACAUGCCAAUGACAGACUGGUAUUUCUGCACUUCUUGAAUCUACAAGACUAUAUGUGCUGCUUUGUCUCCACUUUUGUAUUUGAUUAAAAUGCUAAACUUAAAUAUUUAGAAUGUUACUUUUAAUGUUCAAAAAAAAAUUUGUGCACAUCUGCUAACUAGAAUAUUGCAUUGCAGUGAAAAAUUAACCAAAACAAAAUUUCUGAAUAGUGAUGAUUAGAUAAGUAUGACAACUGACUGUUUCUAAAAAAAAAAGCCUUAUUAGUGACCAAAACACAGAACUGUCAACUGAACUUGCUCUAAAAAACAGCUUAAUAUAUGUCUUAAUCAAUAUGCAUUGUUUUAUAUAUAUAUAUAUAUAUAUAUAUAUAUAUAUAUAUAUAUAUAUAUAUAUAUAUAUAUAUAUAUAUAUAUAUAUAUAUAUAUAUAUAUAUAUAUAUAUAAUUGGAAGUGUCUAAAGUAAUCUUUCCAUGGCAGAGCUUCAAGCAUGACAAAACAUGUGCCAACAUGUGGCAGUAACUACUUAAGUUGGUAGAGCAAUGUAGAGACAACUAACAUAUGGUGGUGAAGCUGUGCCAGCAUGCAUGCAUUGCUGCCAAACCUUAACUUGGCUGAGGUUACAACUAUUGAGUGGUGUGAAAUUAAUGACUUUAGUGUAAACAUGUUUGUGUGGUGCUAUCAUGCAGUUUUGGGGACAUUAGAUAUUGGCUAUCCAUUAAAAGAACAUAAAACAUGUUUAUUUAGUCAAAUUUGCAGUGAAAACUAAGCACAGUAUUAUUUUUAUGUACAAUUCUUGUGUGGAUUUUCUUUUACUUAUAAAAUUUAUAAAACUUCUUGAAAGUUGCAUAUUGUAAUGCAUUAGUUAUCUAAUAUAUAUUAGUCAUAUAAUAAAACUAGAGAUGAAGGUGAAACACAAAUAUUCAUCAAAUAAUCUGAUAAUUGUUACAUGAAUAUUAUGAAACUACAUGUGUGCUUUGUUGAUACUAAUAAAAUUUUAUUCAUAGA